AGAGGCUUCAAUCCAAUGCAAAACUCUCUCUGAGAAACCAAACAGAUAAGAAAACAGCAACAAGAACACAAGAUAACAACUCCAGACUAGUUCAAAAGCUCGAACAGAGCCAUGGCAGCUUCCGCAACCGCGGCUGUGUUCUCCGGUCUAUGCUUCCGCCGCGGAUCAUCAGACUCCUCCAAGAGAUUGUCUUCCAAAACCCAAGCAGUUUCCGAUGUUGGGUUCGUCACCAGUCAGCUCAGUGGCCUCAAAAUCUCCCACGACAUGUCGUCUCAGCUCCCCAGUCCAAUCUUCACUCCUUCCCUCCCUGGCCUUCAGCCCAUUGUUGCGCGUAGAAUUUGUCCUUUUACUGGGAAGAAAGCAAACAAGGCAAACAAGAUUUCCUUCUCGGCCCACAAGACCAAGAAGUUGCAGUUUGUGAAUCUGCAGUACAAGAGGAUUUGGUGGGAAGGAGGGAAGCGGUUUUUGAAGCUGAGGUUGUCGACCAAAGCAAUCAAGACCAUAGAGAAGAAUGGACUGGAAGCCGUUGCCAAGAAGGCCGGGAUAGAUCUUCGCAAGUGUUGAAUAGCACUUGGUUUGUUUGAUUCUUUUUGAGUUGUUAAUCUGCAAGCUACUAGUUCUCUUUUGCUCACUGGUGUAUGUAUGAUAAAU
This is a messenger RNA of Fragaria vesca subsp. vesca, 651 nucleotides long. Its product is annotated as 50S ribosomal protein L28, chloroplastic-like. Gene Ontology annotation, biological process: translation. Bases 112 to 564 code for a protein of 150 amino acids. Gene Ontology annotation, molecular function: structural constituent of ribosome. The record is from RefSeq and is a predicted model, not a curated record. Gene Ontology annotation, cellular component: ribosome. The transcript is spliced from 3 exons. Lineage: Eukaryota; Viridiplantae; Streptophyta; Magnoliopsida; Rosales; Rosaceae.